Molecule: messenger RNA, 950 nt
Organism: Ananas comosus (pineapple)
Lineage: Eukaryota; Viridiplantae; Streptophyta; Magnoliopsida; Poales; Bromeliaceae
Product: proline-rich receptor-like protein kinase PERK1
Exons: 3
Coding region: 164-718 (184 amino acids)
Source: RefSeq, a predicted model, not a curated record
GCUAGAACAUGUAACCCAUCUAUUACACAUAGGCAAUUUGGUAAGUAAUUUGGGAUUUGAUACUAAUAUCUGAUGAGAAGCAUAUUAUUUUAGGUACCUGGCGCCAGAGUAUGCAUCCUCUGGAAAGCUGACAGAUAAAUCUGAUGUUUUCUCUUUUGGAGUGAUGCUACUUGAGCUAAUCACUGGACGGCGACCUGUUGAUCCUAGCCAAAGUUUCAUGGAUGACAGCCUGGUUGACUGGGCAAGGCCUUUGUUGACUCGAGCUCUUGACGAAGGCACUUAUGAUGCCCUAGUUGAUCCACGGUUGGGAAAGAACUACAAUCCCAGUGAUAUGGCGUGCAUGAUUGCGUGUGCUGCUGCUUGCGUUCGCCACUCUGCAAAGCGUCGGCCAAAGAUGAGUCAGAUUGUUCGGGCCUUGGAAGGAGACGUGUCUCUUGACGACUUAACUGAAGGAAUGAGACCUGGUCACAGCCGGUUCUUCGGAUCGUACGGUAGCUCGGACUAUGAUUCGGUCCAGUAUAAUGAGGACAUUAAGAAAUUCAAGAAAAUGGCGUUCGUAAGUCAAGAUUAUGCUAGCAGUCAAUACAGUGCACCGACCAGCGAAUAUGGUCAGAACCCAUCAGGAUCAAGCAGUGAAGGCCAACCGACUCAAGAAAUGGAAAUGGGGAAGACAAAGAAAGAUAGUCACGGAUUUGACCGAGACUCUUCAAAUUUCUGAGAUUUUGAUAAGCUGUAAAGUUUGAUUUUACCCCAAAACCCGUAAUCCUGACUCGUUCGUGUGGAAGGAUGAUAGCGUGAGCGAUAUGUAGUUUUUCGUAGGAUUGAGAUGCUUUUCUUUCACCUUUUUGAUCUUCUACAUUAAUGUAUGUGGCUUCUAUUUGCGAUAUUCUGAAGAGCUAGCUGAUGAUUCUUUUCAUUGUGAAUAAAUGGUCCCAGGUGGUUUUCUUACA